Messenger RNA from Piliocolobus tephrosceles (Ugandan red Colobus), 576 nucleotides. Its product is annotated as deoxyuridine 5'-triphosphate nucleotidohydrolase, mitochondrial. The record is from RefSeq and is a predicted model, not a curated record. Gene Ontology annotation, biological process: dUTP catabolic process; dUMP biosynthetic process. The transcript has a single exon. Lineage: Eukaryota; Metazoa; Chordata; Mammalia; Primates; Cercopithecidae. Gene Ontology annotation, molecular function: dUTP diphosphatase activity; magnesium ion binding. Bases 67 to 561 code for a protein of 164 amino acids.
CGGCGCAUCUGAUCGUGUGCUCUCUUGUUCCUCAGGUGCUCUCCUCGCUCGCCUUCUGGCUUUGCCAUGCCCUGCUCUGAAGAGACACCCACUAUUUCACCCAGUAAGCGGCCCCGGCCUGCGGAGGAGGGCGGCAUGCAGCUCCGCUUUGCCCGGCUCUCCGAGCACGCCACGGCCCCCACCCGGGGCUCCCCGCGGGCUGCGGGCUACGACCUGUACAGUGCCUAUGAUUACACAAUACCACCUAUGGAGAAAGCUCUUGUGAAAACGGACAUUCAGAUAGCGCUCCCCACUGGGUGUCAUGGAAGAGUAGCUCCACGGUCAGGCUUGGCUGCAAAACACUUUAUUGAUGUAGGAGCUGGUGUCACAGAUGAAGAUUAUAGAGGAAAUGUUGGUGUUGUACUGUUUAAUUUUGGCAAAGAAAAGUUUGAAGUCAAAAAGGGUGAUCGAAUUGCACAGCUCAUUUGCGAACGGAUUUUUUAUCCAGAAAUAGAAGAAGUUCAAGCUUUGGAUGACACUGAAAGGGGUACAGGUGGUUUUGGUUCCACUGGAAAGAAUUAAAAUUUAUGCCAAGAA